This is a messenger RNA of Aspergillus heteromorphus CBS 117.55, 2475 nucleotides long. RefSeq lists its product as uncharacterized. Bases 478 to 2127 code for a protein of 549 amino acids. NCBI's taxonomy places the organism in Eukaryota, Fungi, Ascomycota, Eurotiomycetes, Eurotiales, Aspergillaceae. The transcript has 2 exons. The record is from RefSeq and is a predicted model, not a curated record.
AGCGUGCGGAUACAAACCGCAGGCUGCAGACUGCAGACUGCAGCCCUCUGCUGUGUUGCAGUUCCAUCCAACUUCCCGAACAAGGACCCGCGGGGUUAAUCCAGACGCCUCGACCCCGGAUACGCGGUGGCACGGAGCAAGUGCCAUCAUUGGAGGCCGCCACGGCAUUUGCCCCCACGUCUCUUGGCCGGAUCCAAAGCUACUCGACUAGGUAACGAUUGCACAUUGCUAAGCAAGCCUGGUUUUGUCAGCCACCUCCCAGGGCCCUGUCCGCGCGCGGAAUUCCCAUCCCCCGCCCUCUUCUUCCCUUCUAUGGUUGCCUCCAAGCUUAUCCUUCUUUCCUCCUGGUCAAUGUAAUCGCCGCUCGAUGGCCCUCCGGUUUCCUCUCCUGCGGCUGGAGGUAGUGGCUUCUGUGACCUUUUCUGGGAUCCACUGACCGGAACGUUAUCAGGGUUCCUAUCAAUUGUAGUCAGUCGUAUGUCGCGGUCGGCAUGCCCCGCGCUGGAUGUGCGGCCGGAGGCACAAGAUAUGUCUUCAAUGGAUGUUGACACCAUUAUCGUUGGGAACGGGCCAGCGGCUAUGCUCUUGUCCUACAUCCUUCAUGGCCAUCUCCCAUAUUACUCUUCCAACCCUCCACACCCGGAUCCCCUUCUCCACGCAAAGCUCAGGGAUGCACCAGAGCUAUUGAAUGCAGAUGUGCAUGCUUUGACCGAUCAUUUCGCCGCGUCCCGGCUCUCUUAUUCCACCCAAGCGCUCCCCGUGAACGUCCUUCUUGACACGCUCGUGCGCCCUAGCGUGGACAUCGAGGAGCUGGGCGGCAUCACCAAUGUCGAAUGGCGGUAUGUGCCCGAAAAGGCCGUUCCCCAUCUGGUCUUUGGAGAUGCCCCUCGUGCGGGGGGGCAAUGGACCGAUAAUCCAGUGCCUGCCAGCUGGGACAUCCAGACCCUGAGCUAUGCUUCGAUGCUGUCUCUUCCUGGCUACUCAUUCGCUGAGCAUUACCGGAAAGCAACCGGCAAGGAACUUCCCGCCUUUACUCGACCGACGAGAGAAGAAACGGCGGACUACUUCUGCACGUAUCCCGAAGCGGUUCGCAUCGAUGAUGUCUUUCGGUUCAGUGAAACUCUGUCCGGCAUUUCGAGGACGGAGAACGGCUUUCAUAUCCGCUCGCAUAACAUUCGCUGCAAGAACGUUGUCCUUGCAAGCGGAAUUUUCACGCAAGUGCUCCAGCCAAGGCCGAUGCUGCAGCCGUUAGCGUCGCUUCAGCCUACUCCCGAAGUCCCCCUGUUGGUUAUUGGUUCGGGGUUUUCCGCCGCUGAUAUUAUCAUAUCCGCGCCCAAGGACCAGAAACUUCUUCAUAUCUUCAAGUGGGACCCGGAAGGCCGACCGUCGCCGCUGCGUGGCUGUCACCACCAAGCAUAUCCGGAAUACGCGGGAGUGUACCGUCUUAUGAAACGGGCUGCGCUUGCGGCAGAGCCCGCCAAACCGAAACGGGGUAAAAUGCGAAGGGCGUCGUCGACCCCUUUUCUCGAGACUCGUCCGUGGGACGACAUUUAUGAAGGACAUCCGAACACGGCAAUUGUCGCGGUUGAGAUGCAGGAGGAACAGGCAUUGGUCACAUUCCGUCAGUCCGAUGGAAGCACGUUUACUCGCCCUGUCCGGGGAAUGGUCUAUGCCACCGGUCGACGGGGCAGCCUCGAAUACCUCGACAGCGAGCUUCUCAGUGAAGUUCGCGAAGGUGAUGAGGCCACUGAAAUAAGCCCCGUUAUCUCCGCCCGGACCCUCCGCGGCAAAGCUUUCGAGGAUAUCGAAGUCGCUCCAGAUGUCUUCAUUAUUGGCAGCCUGACGGGAGACUCCCUCAUCCGGUUUGCGUACGGCAGCUGUGUCCAGGCAGCGGGCAAGUUGAUCAGUGCUCGUGCCGGCCAAGAAAGGGUCCGCGGUGGGUCGAACAACAACUCCCGGCCGCAGUCAUCCUUGGGCGUCAUGCGCGGCAUAGAUGGGCACGACAUAUCUCCGCCCAACGAAUCACGCGUUGUAGAUACCGACCGCAUGACUCCGAGUAUACCCCAGAAGAUCAUGUCGGGGGGGCUGUGGAAAUGGCUGUGGGGGUGGUCGGGGAUGAAAUCAUGAUGUCCAACCGGGUGGAUAUUUGCAGAUGCAUGAUAGACGAUAGAAGCUGUCAAUUUGUCUAGUCUAUAUUUCUUUCUUUAUAUAUAUCUCAUAGCCUUUUUAUUCUUCUGCUAACGUGACAUGAAGCAGUGAAUGGUACUAUAAAAGAGUGGUAUGUCCUCUAGUCAUGAUGAUACUAUAGGCUUUCCGACCAUCAUUAGAUAUAACUGAUUGACCGGAGACAGAAUUAGCGGCGGCCAGACUAAUUUACUGGGGUGGUAUUUUUUUAGUAUUAUAUCUGUGCCAUGUUUCCUCACUCAAGUGCUCAACUCAAAUCUAACCGUCCUGAUACUUUAUAGUAUACAUCAG